Molecule: messenger RNA, 569 nt
Organism: Pogoniulus pusillus (Red-fronted tinkerbird)
Lineage: Eukaryota; Metazoa; Chordata; Aves; Piciformes; Lybiidae
Gene: ECH1
Product: enoyl-CoA hydratase 1
Exons: 1
Coding region: 6-569 (187 amino acids)
Cellular component (GO): mitochondrion
Molecular function (GO): delta(3,5)-delta(2,4)-dienoyl-CoA isomerase activity
Source: RefSeq, a predicted model, not a curated record
GGGCCAUGGUGCUCUCGGGCGCAGGGAAGGUCUUCACCACAGGCCUGGACCUGCUGGAGAUGGGCCCCGAGCUGCUGGCAGGGGAGCAGGAGGAUGCUGCCCUCAGGGCCUGGGCACUGCGCCACAAGGUCCUGCAGUACCAGGAGGCCUUCUCCGUGCUGGAAAAGUGCCCCAAGCCUGUGAUCGCUGCCGUCCAUGGUGCCUGCGUUGGCGCAGGUGUUGACCUCAUCUCUGCCUGUGACAUUCGCUACUGUGCCCAGGGCUCCUGGUUCCAGAUCAAGGAGGUGGACAUUGGCCUGGCCGCUGACGUUGGCACCUUGCAGCGCCUGCCCGAGAUCGUGGGCAACCAGAGCCUGGUCAAAGAGUUGGCAUUCACCGCCCGCAAGAUGCCAGCCCCUGAAGCCCUGAGCUGUGGCCUCGUCAGCCGAGUGCUGCCCGACAAUGUGGCACUGCUGGAGGCAGCCCUGGAGGUGGCAUCGGAGAUCACCAGCAAGAGCCCCGUGGCAGUGCAGGGCACCAAAGUCAAUUUAGAGUUAUUUUACACUGAUGUAUAUAUCUUAAAAGGUUAA